This is a messenger RNA of Catharus ustulatus (Swainson's thrush), 1475 nucleotides long. RefSeq names its product RAD9 checkpoint clamp component A (gene RAD9A). Gene Ontology annotation, biological process: DNA replication checkpoint signaling; DNA repair; cellular response to ionizing radiation. Lineage: Eukaryota; Metazoa; Chordata; Aves; Passeriformes; Turdidae. Bases 334 to 1467 code for a protein of 377 amino acids. Gene Ontology annotation, cellular component: checkpoint clamp complex. The record is from RefSeq and is a predicted model, not a curated record. The transcript is spliced from 11 exons.
GGGCGGGCGCGGGAAGCCGGGAAGGCACCGGCGGGGCGCCGUGGGGAAGAGGCCGGAACCCCCGGGAAGGGACGGGGCAGGGUGGCUCGGGGACUCCACUGCGGGGCCGCUGCGGAGAGACGGCACCGGCGGGACGGGGAAGGAACAACGACCGCGGUGGGGACGGCGGCGAGGCCCGAGCAGAACCAGCUGGGGGGCGUGGCCUAACGAGCAGCGUCCGCUGAGGGGCGUGGUCUCUGAGUGGGGGCGGGGCCCGGGGGCGGUGGGCGCGAAGCUCCCACGUGCCCGCACGGUGCCGGUCCUGGUCUCGGUGCCGGUCCUGGUCCCGGUGCCAUGAAAUGUGUCAUCGCCGGCGGCAACGUGAAAGUCCUCGGCCGAGCCGUGCACUCCCUGUCCCGCAUCGGCGACGAGCUCUACCUGGAGCCCACCGAGAGCGGGCUGUCCCUCCGUGCUGUCAACUCCGCCCGUUCUGCCUUCGCUUCCUUCCUCUUCGCACCCCUCUUCUUCCAGCUGUACGAGCCGGGCAGCGCCGGGCCCGACACGGAGCUCUUCCGAUGCAAAGUCCACAUGAAGUCCUUCCUGGGCAUCUUCCGCUCGCUGCCCUCACUGGAGAAGUCGGUGGGGAAAUGCCUCAUCCUGCUCAAGCCCCGUGCCAGCCGCCUGGUUCUGCAGCUCCACUGCAAGUACGGUGUCACCAAGACACACAACCUGGCCUUCCAGGAGUGCGAGCGGCUCCAGGCUGUGUUCGACACCCAGCGCUGCGCCAGCUGCCUCUGCGCCCCGGCACGGGUUCUGGCAGAGGCUGUGGUCCAUUUUCCCCUGACGCUGGCUGAGGUGACACUGGGAACUGGCCCUGGUGGCAAAAUCAGCUUGCGGAACUAUGUGGAGGAGGAGGCAGAGCCAAGCAAGACGAUGGUGACGGAGCUGUGGCUAGCUGAGGAUGAGUUCCAGUCAGUGGCUGUGGCCCCAGGCUCCCACAUCACCUUCUGCCUCAAGGAAUUCCGUGGGCUGCUGAGCUUUGCCGAGGCCUCCAACCUGCCCCUCACCAUCCACUUUGACGAGCCCGGCAGGCCGGUGAUCUUCACUCUGGACGACACUGUCCUGGAGGUUCACCUGGUGCUGGCCACCCUCUCCGACCUGGAAAGCAACUCCCAGUCCCCUUCAACCAACGGUGUGUCCCACCUGCCUGCCCCGUCAGAUGACUUCCCUGACGACCUGGAGUCCUACAUGGUUGCCAUGGAAGCCAGCGAGGGGGGCUUAGAGGGGCCCCCCAGUCCCACCUUUCCCCUGCGCACUCCCCGGCCAGCUGAGAGUGAACCUGAGGAGGAAGAGGAAGGAGCUGUGCCAGGGACGCCCCCGCACAAGAAGUUUCGCUCCCUGUUUUUUGGCUCGGUGAUGACACCAGGAAGGCCCGGCCCAGCCACCAGCCAGGAGGUGCUGGCGGAGGACAGCGACGGAGAAAGCUGAGCCCCGAG